Molecule: messenger RNA, 846 nt
Organism: Peronospora farinosa
Lineage: Eukaryota; Oomycota; Peronosporomycetes; Peronosporales; Peronosporaceae
Source: the annotation of a GenBank genome assembly
AUGGCUGCCAAGUUUUCCAUGGCCAAUACCUCUGGACUGUUUGAUUCAGCAGCUCAUGUGGAAGCUUCAGAUCGAAUGCAAAAUGCAAUAGAAGAGCUAAAAGUAAAAAAGGAGCGUCAAGAAAAAACGCGCACAAAGCAAUUGGAACAAGAGGAAAAGGAGACAAAACAAUGGACUCUUCGAGUCGAAGAGGCAUUGGAGGCCAAAGCUGCAGAUCAGAAGGAAAAUCGUACUUAUGUGGGGAAAUAUAAAGAAGAAGAAGAAGAAGAAGAAGAAGAAGAGUUGGACUCUGAUGACGAGACAAUGGUGGAUGGUCUGGACAAAGAUCCAGAGCUCGAACGGAUACGUGCCAUGAGGUUAAAGGAGUUAAAGUUUGAGUAUGAAGAAACGCAAAAAUUAAUGGCUAAAGGUCAUGGAGAGUACCGAGAAAUUGUGCAAGAUGAGUUUCUAAAAGAGGUUACAAGCAGUCCAUUAGUAGCUGUGCAUUUCUAUCAUCGUGACUUUGAACGUUGCAAGAUCAUGGACAUGCAUCUUGCAAAAAUGGCUCCACGUCACAUGGAGUGCAAAUUUCUCAAGCUCAAUGCUGAGAAAGCUCCUUUUUUCGUUGAAAAGCUCGCGAUCCGAGUCUUGCCAUCCAUUGUGUGCUUUAAAGACGGUGUGGCUUUUCUCGAGCGGGUUAUUGGGUUUGAAGGCCUUUUGCAAGACGAGGAAGAAGUUGAAGUGAUGAAUUCUGGUAGUCGCUCAAACCAUCACGCCUCGUCAAUGAACGACUUUCCUACGACUGCUCUUGCCCGUAAACUAGUGGAGAUUGGUGCAAUUCAUGAACAUGACCUAGCCGACAAAUAG